CAGCCACCGCUGAUCCAGCCCCACAGGACCCCCAGCCCUGCCGAGAUGAAGGUGCUGGUGGCCGCCCUGGUGCUGCUCUGCGCCUGCCACCUCCAGGCCGCUCUGGUGAGGCGCGAGACUCCGGAUGAGGAGGCUGUCCCUGCGGCCAUCGAUGACUUCUUCAGCCGCUAUUUCCUGUCUCUCUCCAACUUCAUGACCAAAGACCUGCCGCAGAAGCUGCAGGCAAAGGAGCUGCACAGCCAGGCUGAGGCCUACCUGGACCGGGCUAACAAGCAGCUGGCCCCACUGGCCCAGGAGCUGCAGAGCAACGUCCUCAGCCUCUUCUUACCACUGCUGGACCUGGGCAAGGGUGAGGGGCAGCCCUGAGCCCUGCCACGGCAACCCCCAUACCCCUGUGACAAUAAAGUCUUGGAGCUGCC
Messenger RNA from Falco peregrinus (peregrine falcon), 419 nucleotides. RefSeq names its product apolipoprotein A-II-like. Gene Ontology annotation, molecular function: lipid binding. Gene Ontology annotation, biological process: lipid transport; lipoprotein metabolic process. Gene Ontology annotation, cellular component: extracellular region. Lineage: Eukaryota; Metazoa; Chordata; Aves; Falconiformes; Falconidae. The record is from RefSeq and is a predicted model, not a curated record. The transcript is spliced from 2 exons. Bases 46 to 366 code for a protein of 106 amino acids.